CCGGAGCGCAUCACAUGAUUUGAGUCUUGUGACAAUCCAGACAGAAAGGGAAAACGAGUUCCGAGUUUACAACUGUUUUUUUGUGUGCUCUAGAAUGAUUGGAGAGGUUCUUUUGACAAAAAAUGACAUAAUGAGGUGAUAAGAUGGCGAUAUUUUAGACAUUUCCCUCUUUUUUAAAUAAGCAUCCUCCCUUUAGACUGAAUAGUCCGCGAGUGUUUCGGGUGGUGCAGUCAGGGACAAAGUUGGCACAUGGAGAGAGGCGAUAACUUAAAUUUUUGCGCGUCGUGUUUUCUUCGGGUUUUUUUACCCAUCCGUGCCUGCAAAAGUCGUAUGACUCGAGGCAACACCGACUAAGUAAAUCCAAUUUGUGUGGGAAGAAGAGGGCCAGCCAAGGCAAAGAAAGAGAAAGAUAACUUGAGGACGCAACAGAUAUGGACAGCAAACCUCUUCUCCAAGACCGUCCUCCUGCUUAUGCUAACGUCGUCCCGGGGGCGUAUGAAUAUGGUCAGCAGCACAAUUAUGGAGCUAUCCCAACCCCUGCACCCCCGGGCUUUCAACAGCCACCGCCAUAUCAGUACCCCACUGGCCCAGGGUUCCAAGAAGGCCCCAGUGCACAGAUGGGCCCAGCCAUAGCCCAGCAGCCCUACCCUGGCACAUACACCAUCAUCCAGCCCUCCGUGGUGGUGGUGGGGGGCUGCCCAGCCUGCAGAGUGGGCGUGCUGGAGGAUGACUUCACCUGCCUGGGGAUCAUGUGUGCUGUCUUCUUCUUCCCCCUGGGGAUCCUCUUCUGCCUGGCACUGCGCCAGAGGAGAUGCCCCAACUGUGGCGCCACCUUCGGGUAGAAGGACCAACCUGUAGCUCGUCCUCUCAGCCCAGCUGGAUCUUAUAACUUUGUUGUUUAUAAUUAUUACACACUGAGAAUGCCAGGUAUUUUCUAUACAACAAUUAAGUAGUCGCCACAAUGAAUUCUAGCCAGCCAUUAAUUCUGAUAUGAUAGAGGUGCAUGUGAAAACCUACAUUUGUACAUGGUAGAAUAUACUUUGGUAGUAUUUUCUAGUGAAGAAGCCUGAUCUUUGUCCAUCUACUGCUGGUGCCUUUAUUACGCUAUAGAGCAGAAAACAGACAGGGGCCAUAUUCCACAAAGCGUAUCAGAAAAUAUCCUGGAUCCUGUUUUAAGACAAAAAAAAAGCUCCCAGCUCAGAGUAGGUUUUAUGAGGAUAAGUUAC
Messenger RNA from Oncorhynchus tshawytscha (Chinook salmon), 1226 nucleotides. It is a transcript of the gene bri3, whose product is annotated as brain protein I3. Lineage: Eukaryota; Metazoa; Chordata; Actinopteri; Salmoniformes; Salmonidae. Bases 432 to 842 code for a protein of 136 amino acids. The transcript has 3 exons. The record is from RefSeq and is a predicted model, not a curated record.